Messenger RNA from Bradysia coprophila, 1702 nucleotides. RefSeq names its product CLIP and Tryp_SPc domain-containing lethal (2) k05911. Gene Ontology annotation, biological process: proteolysis. The record is from RefSeq and is a predicted model, not a curated record. Lineage: Eukaryota; Metazoa; Arthropoda; Insecta; Diptera; Sciaridae. Gene Ontology annotation, molecular function: serine-type endopeptidase activity.
AGCACCAGUUCUUUUAAGUGAGCUGAAGUCAAUGUCACGGUUAUACAACUCGCGGAACAAUUUAUUCAAUAACGGAAACGGGUGGAAGGCUGGUUCGCGGUGAUCAAUAAAUUUAAAUUUUCAAUCUUUUUUUGUGUCAUAAAAACGUGGUAAUGUUUCGUCUGGCUAACGUUCUGAUCUUACUAGUUUUAAUAUUGUGCAAUUACUAUGCUGAAUCGUCUGCAGAAUCAGUCGAAGUGGAUGAUGAUUCUGUUGUCAUAGAAGCGUCUCCACGGAAGCCCAGGCAAAUUUUCUUUGGUGCACCGACAUGGAAUGAUGUUUUGGGUGAAGGUGCUCCAUGUGUAACUUCGAAAGGUCAACUCGGUGCCUGUACAUCAUUUAAACAUUGCUAUCCGUACUUCAAAAUUCCCGAUAUAUCCAUUUGGGAAGCAUGGGUUCUGGGCAACUAUGACACAUGCAGUUUUUGGAACAAUGAUGGACGACAGGCGUUUGGAGUCUGUUGUUCAACUUUAGCUACAACCACAACCGAAAAUCCAGCGGACAUAGACGAUUGGGUACAGAACAAAGAAAACAAUUAUCCGAAUUGGCCACCACCUUUACCAGCUGCACCAACUCAUCCACCAGAUCAUGCAGCUCCGACACAUCCACCAGUGUCAGGAUCGCUGCCGCCCGGAGUGCAGCCAAUCCAUCCAAUCACUACAACGACAACCAAAAGACCACUUACGACUUGGCCCACACGACCAACAACUACCGUGUAUCCCAAUUGGCCACCACAAGUUCCAACUCAUUCCACAAGACCUCCGAAUCCAAUUUACACGACCACUCAGAGUCCGCUACCACAAGAGGACAAUACGAUUCAAGGAAUGUGUGGCCAGAAAAAUGGAAGUCCAGACAAAACAAAAAUUAUUGGCGGACACAAUGCCGAACCAAACGAGUGGCCUUUCAUUGCGGUUCUAUUCAAUGCCGGACGCCAAUUUUGCGGAGGUUCACUGAUUGAUGACAUCCACAUAUUAACAGCUGCUCAUUGUGUUGCUCACAUGACCUCGUGGGAUGUGGCCGGAUUAACAGUACGAUUGGGUGACCAUAACAUCAAAUCGGAUACCGAAGUCAGGCAUGUGGAACGUAGAAUCAAACGAGUUGUCCGACACAGAGGCUUUGAUUCACGAACGCUGUACAAUGAUGUGGCCGUUCUUACAAUGGAUUCACCAGUUUCAUUUUCUCAUUCUGUUCGGCCGAUUUGCUUGCCAUCAAGUAAUUCAAAACAAUAUUCGGGCAAUACAGCCACUGUAAUUGGCUGGGGUAGCCUUAGGGAAAAUGGACCACAACCAGCAAUUCUGCAAGAGGUAUCGAUUCCGAUUUGGACGAAUGCUGAGUGCCGACGGAAAUAUGGUCCUGCAGCACCAGGUGGUAUCGUUGAGUCAAUGUUAUGCGCUGGUCAGCCAGCAAAAGAUUCUUGUAGCGGCGACUCAGGUGGCCCGCUUAUGGUAAAUGAUGGACGGUGGACACAAGUGGGCAUCGUAUCUUGGGGAAUUGGAUGUGGAAAAGGACAGUAUCCGGGUGUUUAUUCGCGAGUUACUUACUAUUUGCCAUGGAUCACUAAGAACCUUAAAGACAGGAAAGUUUGAAUUAAGAGAACUUAUUAUAGAACCACUGCGAUGACACAUUUCCGACGAAUAUAAACGUAGUAAAAUCGAAACGAAAA